Molecule: messenger RNA, 3359 nt
Organism: Dacryopinax primogenitus
Lineage: Eukaryota; Fungi; Basidiomycota; Dacrymycetes; Dacrymycetales; Dacrymycetaceae
Exons: 4
Coding region: 1-3132 (1043 amino acids)
Molecular function (GO): metal ion binding
Source: RefSeq, a predicted model, not a curated record
AUGUCAACCGACCUAUCGACAUCCCCGCCAGCUACACUAUCCUCCACUCUUGCCCCGGCCAUAUCCACCCCUUCCGCUAACCCCAAGUAUCCGCAUACACGCGCUCUCCUCGCCUCUCUCGCACGACAAUACCGUGCACCCGACGACCUAGGCAGCUCUCCCGUUGGACUUGGUCCCAGUAUCGGGAGCGAUGGGGAGAGCGAGGGUGAGGGACGCGACCCGAUCAGCUCGUUAGGCGGAAAUGAGUUCAUUAGGCGUGUUGUGGGACUCAUCAGGGACGAGGAUGAGCCAGAGCUCAGGAAGAAGCUGAAGGAGAGUUUUGGUGCUGAAGGUUCAGAAUUUGAAGCAAACUUGGACGCGCAUGUUAUCGAACUAAUGCACAAGCAUCACAGCGACCUCAUGGGAAUGCCGUUUUCAGUGCUUACGCCUAUCAAGCGCCCACAGAACCUUUCUCGCCCAUCUUCCCGCGCAUCGCAGAACUCAUAUCGUCGACCCGAGACCCCGACACUCCUGGGCCAAUCUGGCCGCACGGGAAGUUUUGGCGCGAGAAACAGGCCGCAUACACCUGUCAGUGCAAGCAGGUUGACAAGUGUGUUGAUCCAAGCACACGCGAAUUCGGCCUUAUCAGGGGAGGAAAGUGACGGUGGCGGUCCACUCAGCAGCAUAUAUGGUGCUGGAAGUACUUUCUCCGACUCUCCCACCCCUUCUCCACGCCUCGGCAGCGUGCGAAUGCCCGCUGCCCGGCCGCUUCUUCCCACUAGCUUGAGCAGCUCCGACCUGGCCUCCGCUGGCAUGCCUUCGCCCACCGGCUCACCGCGUUAUCUCAACGCCAAAGCACUUGAGUUCCGCCCUGGAUCUGGCAGACCCUUGAGCGCCAUGAGCGGCAGCUUCAAUGCCAGCGGGGUAUCUGCUACUCAUGGCAGAGAAAGCCCGGGGGACAACCUAUGGACACAUAACUCGAACGACGCCGGCAUGCUCACACCAAGUUUCUCGAGCAAACUUGCCAUUGCCGCUCCGCUCCUGCCGGAAUAUACAAGGGAAUCACCCGUCCCCAGUCCGCUAGCUGCGAGUUUCAGAGCUGCUGGCAAAGGGGUAUUAUCCGUUCAUGGAGAAGAGGAUGACGACGAUGAUGAUUCGCGUCCCGGCACACCGGCGAGUCAUGAUGCCACCCCCGUCAAGUCUAACACUGCUGCUGGUACACCUACGAACACAGCGAGCGGCGUGAAACCUAUCCGGAUGCGCCCACGGUCGGAUACGCUGGACGACGAAGAGUUCUCGCCGUUCUACAUGGCCGCGAAAGAUCAAGCAUCCAAAGCAGGUUUGCUUAGCGUGCCUUACGGUUGCUCGCCAUACGACGUUGAGUCAGGCGGAAGCAGUGCGAGUGCAAGCAGCCCGGGUCACUCCUUCGACGUCCCAGGGCCGAUGAACAUGCUCGGUGUUACUCAACGGAAUCCUUACGCUUCGACAACGGAAGACGACAUGGGCAUGCUUGCGAGCCAAUUCGGCAGGAUGGACAUGCUCCCUGACGAUAAUUCCCCUCCUUCGGACGACGAUAUUCUUCACAUGCCCAAUCACUACCUCCUUGGCGGGCUAGACGAAGACGGCUACCCGCUCCCUGGACCAUAUGGACAGUACGGCCAAGGCGAAGAUGGCAUGGGCAUGACACCUAUGGAGAUGCUCAUCCAGAUGUUUGGCUCUUCCGCUUCCCCCCAAGAUCUGGAACAGGCACUCCAGGAAAGCGGGUACGACUUCGAGGGUGCGAUCGCUUGGCUUGUGGACCGGCAGAACGGGGGUACGGGAAUACCCGGACCGCACAACGGGAACGGCGCGCAUCAUGUUCAGCCCAGAGCGCAUCCCCAUGGUGGCGGGCGCGUCCUCGUCAUGCCCCGCGAGGAUUAUAGCCGGAUGGCGAAUGGAGACAGAGGCAGCCCGAGGUAUGGCAUGAUGGGGCCUGGUGGCAGACCCCAGGGGGUACCCAAUCGCGUUUGCAGGUAUUUCUUGCAGGGUGAGUGUAGGAGGGCGGAUUGUCGUUUCAGUCACGAUAUCGAACGGGCCUUGUGCCGUUUCUGGCUUCGCGGCCAAUGUGCCAAAGGCGAGCAGUGCGAGUUCGUGCACGAGAUCCCUCCAGGUUGGGACCAGGCUCAAGUUCAGGCCGUAAUCGCUGCCAAUCGGGCGAGUGCGUCCAAUUCACGCCCUCAAACGCCGCAGGGCGGAGAGGACUUCCCGCAACUGGGGCGCCGUGGUCCGUACCCAUUCGGCCCCGCUCGUGCCGGGUUCGAUCCUAGUCGAACGAGGUUCGCGAACGCUGUGAAGACAUCCGCCACACCUCGAGGCUACGGUCCACACAUCGCCGUCACAGGCCGGCAAUUCAUGGUCAAUCCCCAAUCGCGUGGCCCAGUGGACUUUCCGCAACAGUCAAUCUACGACCGGAUGCCUCAACCUCGUCCGUCGACUCGUAUCCGCUUACGCCCGCCAUCACUCCUUCCCCCACUGCCUACCGGGGCUUCGGUCAGCGCCUUGUACAUGCAGUAUCGCAGUCGUGCGCACCAGCUUGCUGCCAACAGGAAUGCCAACCUGACCAAAGCUGCCAACGCCUGGCGGAGCAACGACGGUGCUGCUGCCAAGAGCUUUUCUCGCGCUGCGGCAGACCUCAACGCGCGUAUGCAGGCUGAGCUGGCUCAUUCAGCUCGUUUGCUCGUCAAGGAACGCGCGAGGAUCGCACAGGAUGCGGUGCGUGCUCGCGAGACUUGGGCGGCGGAUGAUGCUGCGGAUCGGACAAGUCGCGGCAAGCCUUGUGGAAACGCUUUGGGCGUCGUCCUUGGUGUUGCGAGGGAAGGCGCGCCUACGCCAGAGGAACGAAUGGAAUGUGUGCUUGAUCUACAUGCGCUGCAUGCGAAUGAAGGCCAGGAAAUCCUAGACGAAUUCUUGACUAGCUUGGAACAUGAGAAUUAUCAUGGUCUUGCUUAUAUUGUUAUUGGCGAGGAGAGGCAUACUGGUACAAACGAUCCUGCUCGCGGCACGUCCAAGCUGCGCCUGGCAAGCGGCAUAAAGGACUAUCUGCAUCAGUUCGCUUACGCCUGGCAAGAACGCGAUGGUGUCAUUUGGGUCGACCCGUUGACGCACGGCGAAUAGAUUGUAGAACGAAAAUGGAUCCACCAGCGCGCUGGGAGGGUGUUAUAUCCCUUUCUUGCAAGAUGCUGAAGGGAAAACGUGCUGUUGUUGUGUUGUUAUGAAUCGAAAGGACCUUCACGAACGUUGAUGUCUAUACCGGGAAUACAGAAGGCAGAAGAAAGAACCAAAUCGGCAACAAGGGUUGUAUAAUACAUACAUACGAAAGAGAAUUAUGUAAAGAAUCCAAC